AUGGCCUCACCAUUUCUACAGGAUGUACUGUUGAUGACCAAGUUUCUUCCCACGUGGUGGCGGUACAGUCACUCGUGCUUUGAGAGUGCCCUGAGGGAGUCAUUGAAGCGCAUGGGUGUGGGGUGUUGCCCCAUAUACCUACUGCACUCGCCCGUGCACUGGCGGCCUAUUGAAUACUGGGUGGAGGCUGCGGCGAAAUGCAAGGAGAAGGGCCUGCUGAAGGCGUUCGGGCUGUCCAAUUGCAAUGCUGAACAG
Molecule: messenger RNA, 255 nt
Organism: Sphaeroforma arctica JP610
Lineage: Eukaryota; Ichthyosporea; Ichthyophonida
Exons: 1
Cellular component (GO): cytoplasm
Source: RefSeq, a predicted model, not a curated record